Molecule: messenger RNA, 165 nt
Organism: Trifolium medium
Lineage: Eukaryota; Viridiplantae; Streptophyta; Magnoliopsida; Fabales; Fabaceae
Source: the annotation of a GenBank genome assembly
AUGCCAUUUGGAUCGAAAAACGCAGGAGCAACCUACCAAAGGUUGAUGGACAGGGUAUUCUAUGAACAGAUUGGGAAGAAUCUAGAGGUUUACAUCGAUGAUAUGGUGAUUAAAACUGCAGAAGAAGGAGAGCACGAUAAGGAUCUGGCGGACAUUUUAGCAUCA